CGAUCCUGAAGCCGACGAGGUAUAUCCGUUACUGCACCUCAUGACAGCAUAUUUGCGAUGUCCUUGCGGGUAUCAACUCUUCACUUACGACAUUGAUACUAUAGCACUGCGACUAUCCGGACUACCCAAGUUGAUGAUGUCGACACGAUUUGUGAGAGGUACAAAGGCAAUGAUAACAACGGUGAUAAGCCUGAGGAGCUUGAUUCUGGUCCUGACGGUGAAUAUUGCCUAUACGCAGACGAUGAUAUCACGGAGCUCUGAGUCCUUCAUCCUCUCAGUCCGAGGUCUAUAUUCUUCCUUUGUACCCACUGCAAUGAAAUAUAACCUUUCGAUCUUGUGUUCUAUAGUAACGUAACACGGUUUAGCUUUUGAAGACAG
Guyanagaster necrorhizus is the source of this 378-nucleotide messenger RNA. RefSeq lists its product as uncharacterized. Lineage: Eukaryota; Fungi; Basidiomycota; Agaricomycetes; Agaricales; Physalacriaceae. The record is from RefSeq and is a predicted model, not a curated record. The transcript has 4 exons. Bases 41 to 355 code for a protein of 104 amino acids.